ACACGUGGUACUCGUUGUUUUUCACUGACCGCAGUAACGAGUCGCCUGGAAAAUAAUGGAUCUUCUUGUAUUGCUGCUGUUGUGCAGUGCUCCACUCAUCCGAGGACACAGCUCAGGUCUGGUUAUAGACAGUUGUGAAGAGUUGAAAUCCCAUCAAUCAGGGCUGAGCCCACAAACGGCACCAUCGCCCUUCAUAGUCACCACAGAGCAAAGGCGCUACAGAGUUGGAGAGGAUGUCAAAGUUGAGCUACAGGGUCCGGCCUCCACACCAUUCACAGGUUUCCUGUUGGAGGCUAUAGAAGUGGGAAGUGAGACUCCUGUGGGUUCCUUUGCCAUACCAGCAGGGGCUGCUAAACUCCUCGCCUGCAGCCAAAGACCUAGCUCGGCGGUGUCCCACACAUCAGGCUUUAAUAGCAGCUACAUUCAGGUGACAUGGAGCUCAGAACCAUCAGGAGACAUCAAAGCUGUUCAGUUCCGUGCAUCCUUUGUGCAGAAUUCUACAACAUUUUGGGUUAAUGUGACGAGCCCUGUCCUGACCUUCACUAACGGCAGAGCUGCUAGAUCUGCAGGUGCCCUCAGUGGGAGUGGCAUGUGCUUCAGUCAGCCUUCAAACUGUGACCCAGCGGUCAGCGCUAGCUGUUAUUUCAUGUCAGCCAUGAUGUUAGCCGGUGGUACAGCUGUGCAGUAUGAGAUGACUGGUCCUUAUGAAGGCUACAUCGCUUUUGGAUUCUCUGAUGAUCGGAAGAUGGGAAACGAUGACAUUUAUGUUUGUGGAAUGAACAGUAAUGGACAAGUUGGUGUGCAACAUAUGUAUUCAACAGGACUUACAACUCCACAAGUUGUUCCUCUGGGGAACGUUUAUAAUAUAACAACGUCAUUGCAGAACAAUGUCAUCAGUUGUUCCUUCACUACUACGGAGAUAAUUUCUAUACAGGGGACUUCAGGUUUCAGCCAAUCCUACUACUUCAUGUUUGUCCACGGACCCAGCAGCAAUGGACAAAUCCAAUUCCAUAAGCACGACUUCGUCAGCACUACUAAGAUGGCCAUUCCUACUCCUGUGGUUGUCAGUAAAAGGAGAUUUCCUGAUAUCAUCAAAGCUCAUGGGUCACUGAUGCUGAUUGCCUGGAUGACCACGGGAACACUGGGAAUGAUGGUUGCCCGAUAUCUGAAAAAAAUGGCCAAGGGAACAACAAUGUGCAACAAAGAUCUCUGGUUUGUGGUCCAUGUUGGAGUAAUGCUGCUGACGGUAGCAGCCACAAUCAUUGCUUUCAUCCUCAUUUUCGCUCAUACUCGGGACUGGUCUGGGGGAGCACAUCCAGUGUUGGGGUGCCUGGUUAUGAUCCUCUCCUUCUUCCAGCCUAUAGUGGCUAUGCUGCGCUGCGGACCACAGCAUCACCUGUAUGUAUCCAUCUGUGUGUGUUUCUAA
Messenger RNA from Neolamprologus brichardi, 1426 nucleotides. NCBI's taxonomy places the organism in Eukaryota, Metazoa, Chordata, Actinopteri, Cichliformes, Cichlidae. The record is from RefSeq and is a predicted model, not a curated record.